AUGUGUUUGACGACAUCGUCAGCAUCGUCGGAUAUUCACCUGCCAUCAACACCUGCCACCCACACGUGUCACCCAUUCCGAUACUCUUCAUUUGAGGGUUACUGUAUGGCCACCAAUUACAACGCCACCAUCGCAACUGCCAAUACCACCGCAACCACAACCGCCACUACCACCACAACCCCAACCGCUAAAACCACAAUUACAACCACCGUCGACACCGCCGCCACCACCACCAAAACCACAACCGCCACUACCACCACCACCACCGCCGCCGCCACCACCACAACAAUAGCCACAACCACCGCCACUACCACUAACACCACAGCCACUACCACCAUCACAACAACCACUGCCACUACCACCACCACCACCGCCGCCGUCGCCACUCCCGACACUGCCGCUGCCACUGCAUAA
Mya arenaria is the source of this 414-nucleotide messenger RNA. Its product is annotated as integumentary mucin C.1-like. The record is from RefSeq and is a predicted model, not a curated record. The transcript has 2 exons. Lineage: Eukaryota; Metazoa; Mollusca; Bivalvia; Myida; Myidae. Bases 1 to 414 code for a protein of 137 amino acids.